ACGUAAAAGGUGCAGUCCAAGCCCCAAAUGCGAAGCACCAAUUCCAAGGGUGCGUCGAGCGAGAGAUACUUGACUCGAAAGUCCCAAUGCGAAAACGGGUCGUAUUAAAUGUUCCCAAGUCCAACACCCCUGUAUAACGAGCAGCCGCGGUCGAUCCCUUCGGAUCAUAACUCAGGAGAUUGCGAGUGUGAGAGAAGGAAAGAGACGACAUAGGGCUAACAUGUCGGGAGGCAUCGCGCGAGGUCGUCUUGCCGAGGAACGCAAAGCCUGGCGUAGGAAUCACCCCCAUGGUUUCGUGGCUAAGCCGCAGACUGCUGCUGAUGGGUCCAUCAAUUUGAUGGUCUGGGAGUGCACAAUCCCGGGUAAGACUGGGACUGAUUGGGAGGGUGGCUUUUAUCCCCUUACCCUCCACUUCAGUGAGGACUAUCCAAGCAAACCCCCAAAAUGCAAGUUCCCUCAAGGUUUCUUCCAUCCUAAUGUCUACCCUUCUGGAACUGUUUGUUUGUCAAUACUCAAUGAGGACAGUGGAUGGAGGCCCGCUAUUACAGUGAAGCAAAUUCUCGUAGGUAUUCAGGAUUUGCUGGACCAGCCGAAUCCUGCUGAUCCAGCACAAACUGAUGGGUAUCAGCUCUUCAUUCAGGAUCCCACCGAGUACAAGAGACGGGUCCGGCAGCAGGCCAAGCAGUAUCCAGCUAUUGUCGGAUAAUGUAUUUAGUACCAAUAAAACAUAACUAGGACAUGCCAAAUGGAAACAAAAAAAGGCUAGGGGCAUUUGUUAUGGCCCGUAUUUGUGUUCAGACAUGGAUUUCCUGUGCUGCUGGAUUGCAAGCAACUCUUAUUUAUUGUGGUUCUACUUGAACUCGGACAUGCUUAUAGGGCUCUGCUUAAAAGGCGGCCUAAUGCAUGGGUUGGUGCCCAUUUCAGCUAUGGAGACGCUUUGCUUGUGUA
Messenger RNA from Malania oleifera, 948 nucleotides. Its product is annotated as SUMO-conjugating enzyme SCE1. NCBI's taxonomy places the organism in Eukaryota, Viridiplantae, Streptophyta, Magnoliopsida, Santalales, Ximeniaceae. Gene Ontology annotation, cellular component: nucleus. The transcript has 5 exons. Gene Ontology annotation, molecular function: SUMO conjugating enzyme activity. Gene Ontology annotation, biological process: protein sumoylation. The record is from RefSeq and is a predicted model, not a curated record. The coding region runs from base 221 to 706 and encodes 161 amino acids.